CAUGUUUGGCGGCCAACAACAGCGGACAGGCUUCGGCUUUGGCGCCGCUGGAGGUACGCCUGCAUUCGGGGCUCAACCCACGACGGGGUUCGGAGGAUUCGGAGCGGCCGCCGCAGCCCCCGCAGCCAGCGCAUCGCCGUUCGGAGCUCCUGCCGCGGCAUCCCCGUUCGGUGGAGGCGCCAAUACAACGCCAGCCUUCGGGUCGGCGUUUGGUGCCCCAGCUGCAACCACGGGUGCGUUUGGCGCCCCAGCCGCAACGACAAGUACAUUUGGCGCGCCAGCUGCAACCACAAGCGCGUUUGGCGCGCCAGCUGCAGGCACACCUGUGGGAUUUGGUGGGUUCGGUACAAAUACAGCGUCGUCUCCAUUUGGUGCACCUGCGCAACCGGCGGCCAGUCCUUUCGGCGCACCAGCAUCUGCUGCUGCGGCUAGCCCCUUUGGCGGCGGUAUGUUUGGAGGCACCGCCGCGGCCAAGCCCACAGGCUUUGGUGGCUUUGGGGCGGCAGCAACGUCGUCAACUCCGUCUGCGUUCGGGGCUGCAGCACCAGCUUUCGGUGCCCCAGCUACGAGCGCGUUCGGGGCUCCGUCCACAUUGGGUGGUGGUGGGUUUGGCGGGACUGCGUUUGGGGCUGCACCCGCAACUGCGUCGUCGUUGACGUUCGGAAGCACUCCAUUCGGACAGCCUGCACCGGCCACAACUGGCGCAUUUGGUGCGCCAGCAGUGCCCACCGGUUUUGGUGGAUUUGGCGCAGCCGCGGCUCCGUCGACUGGGGCCGCGCUUGUUGGUACUGGUCCUCCUGCGAGCUACAAGCCGACAUCCGAGCAAGAAUCCGAAAAGGGCAAAGUCACCACAGUCCAUUUUCAGUCCAUUUCAAAAAUGCCCGAGUACCAACACAAGUCGGUGGAAGAGCUUCGAUGGGAGGACUACUUGAAGCGAACGGAUGCGGCAGCAGCCGCCGCCCAGGCGGCACUUGUGCCCAACACUGGUGCAGCAGCCCCCGCCACCAACAUGUUUGGCCAGCCAGCGGCGGCUCCAUCGGCGUUUGGCAAACCGCCGCUUGGCGGAGGUUUUGGCCAGGCCACCUCGGCGACCACGACCGGAGGGUUUGGAGGGUUUGGCACUGCCACAGCUGCGCCAGCGACGAAUGCUUUUGGGUUUGGAAGCACUGGGACCAGCGCGUUUGGCGCCACGACUUCGCCAGCCACGAACAACGCGUUUUCAUUUGGAAGCAAUACAGCCACGACCGGAACAGGUGGAUUUGGUGGUUUUGGCUCGACGCCGAACGCAUUUGGAUCGACCACAACCACCAACGCAUUUGGGUCGGCGCCAGCCGCAGGUGGAUUUGGCGGAUUUGGUAGCACGCCAGCUACCGCGCCAAGUGCGUUUGGCACCGCACAAGCCAACACAACCACUGGCGGGUUUGGUGGAUUCGGAGCCAAGCCCGCCACCACAACCAGUGCAUUUGGUACGACGACGACGGGUGGGUUUGGCUCAACAACAACUGGUGGUUUUGGAGGUUUUACUCCCGCCGCUGCACCUGCGGCCACGACGGGUGGUUUUGGCGGAUUUGGGUCGUCGACGGCCAGUGGAUUUGGCGCCGCGAAGCCAGCGACGACUUCUGCGUUUGGCACGUCCUUUGGCGCAGCGUCGUCCGCUCCGUCGGCGUUUGGAGGAUUUGGUACCUCCACGCAACCGCAGACAAAUAGUGCAUUUUCCCUCGGUACGUCGACGCAGCCCGGUGCAGCAUCUGCGUUUAGCUUUGGCAAACCUGCCACAACGACCACAAGCAUGUUUGGAUCGACUCCUACGACCACGUCUUCGUUUGGAUCGUUUGGUUCGGGGUCGACGGGAUCGGGUUUUGGAACGACGGCCGCCAACACUGCCACGAACGCCGGCCUCUUUGGCGGCACGUCCUUUGGUGGUGGCUUUGGGCUGUCCCAACCGGCCAACACUGCCACCCAACAGCAACAGCAGCAACCCACAACACUGUUUGCGGGCCAUGACACCAACCCUUACGGUGCCGGGUCGUUUGGUGCCGGGUUGAUUGAAAAGCAAAUCCAGACGACUCUGACGCUGCCCGUGCCGUCGUCUGGCGCGUCGCAGCCGUCUUCGUUGUUUUCAACGCCCAGCCAAGCUACGACUCGUUCCCGCGACGACCGACCUGUCAAGCCCAUUGCAACGGCUGCUGGCUUGCGCUUCCACACGGUCGCCGCGAAACCAUCCGUGUUGUCCGUGGACAAAUCGUCGGAAAACGCAUCGGUCACCAGCUUUGCCUCGUCCAAAUUCAAGAGCUUGGCGACCAAGCAGUUGACCAUCGCGACCCCGCCGCCGAAACUGCACCGCCCGACGGACAAACCCCAAGUGAUUCCUGAAGCAAUCACGCUGUCGUUUACGAUCGCGAAGCCCGACUCGACGACGCGCACCAUUCGAUGGACUGGGGACGCAGACACAACAUUUGACGCUGUCUGGCCCGUUGUCGCGAGCCAGGUGAAGCCGGCCAAGCUCGUUCGGUGGCGCCUCAGUGACGGCUCACGCCUCGAUCUCCACGCCACGGUCGGGUCCGUGGAUGCGUCGGCGCCCAUUGAAGUCGAUGUCGUCGACCCGGCGGACACAUCCUCGACUUCGGACGCGUCUGCGCCAUCGACGACGGGCUUAUCGUUUGACAGCUUUUACGAAAAGGAAAAGGAAAAAGAAGAAGCGUGCCGUGCGAUAAACCCGCUUGCGCCAGUGCUGACCAAGGAAGGGUACUACACCCUCCCCGACUACGCGUCGCUGUGCACGAUGUCGACGGCUGAACUGAAAGCAGUCGACCACUUUGUUGUGGGGUGCAAAGGCAUGGGAUGCGUGCAAUGGUAUGGCUCAACCGACGUAACGGGACUCAACUUGGACGAACUCGUCCUGUUUGCGCCGAAAGAAGUGAUUGUGUACCCCAACGAAGACGUCAAACACCCCCUUGGCGAAGGCCUCAACAAGCCGGCGCUGGUCGAGUUGCUGCACAUUUACCCUCCAUCCGAUCCGACCAGACGGGCGCAGUAUGUGAACCGCGUUAAGACGCGCACGGAUCACAUGGACGCGACGUUUGUCGACUACCAGCCCGAGGCUGGCGUGUGGAAGUUUAAGGUCGAGCACUUUAGUCGAUACGGCUUCGACGACGACGAGGCGCACGACAUCCCCCAAGCCACUGCCUCUGGUUCGAGCGCGCUGCAAACCAUGGCGUCCCAGCUCAAGUUGAAUCCGGCGCGCCUCCACCAACUCCACGCGCUGUAUUUGGCCAACCAGCCGCCCACUGAGGUGCCAUCGUCGUCCGAAGCCAAGGACAAACCGUCUAUUUUCGGGACUCUGGACUCAGCUUCGACCGAGGUGGUCAGCCAGACCCGGCUGACGGUCGUCGAGCCUGCAGCACCGACGCCGCCCGCGCCGUCGGUCCCAAAACGAUACGCCGUCCCCACGUUGACGUGUUCGACCAAGUCGACUUUAUUGGCACUGUGGAAUGGACCCAGCACAUCCACCAUGGACAUGGGCAUUUCGAUGGGGCGGUCUUUUCGCGGCGCGAGCUUUGGCCCGUCCGGCCAGUUGGUCGUCGUGACUCGCCACCGUCAAGUCCGAGUGCACCAGCAUCCACUCCCGAGUCCCGCCACCGCCGACUCGCUUCCGCUGCUGCAUGUCCACCAAGCCCUGUCGACGACGAACGCACACACCCACCACGUCGAGCUACCGACCAACAUGGCGGCGCACAUUCAUGAAUAUGCCGACAUGGCCGUGUCUGCGCUUCCGAUGUGGCAAUUGGUGCUGGCGUUGUUUGGUCUGGAGCAUCGUGAAGGCAGCACGACCCCCCACCCGUUGUCGCCGAGCCAGCGGGACGAGUUCAUCUCGCGGUGGUUUGAACUCGCGACGCGGCGGUCGAAAUCCGCGGCGGACAACACGGUGCUUCAAGCACUGCUCCAGCAUAACAUUGUGGACGCUGCCGAGCGCGCGAUGGCCCAAGGCAACUUUCGCCUCGCGAUGGUCGUGGCCCAGGCGCAGUCGUACGAAAGCAGUACGUUUCGCAUGCAACUGCAGGCCCAGUUGAGUCAGUGGGAAACGCAAUCGGCGUCCCGCCAUGUGGACAAGGAGCUGCUCGAGAUCUACAGCUUACUCGCCGGCAGCGUGGGGGUGGUGACGCAGCCCGCGACGGCCAACUCGUCGAUGGACUGGAUUCAAAUGCUGGCGCUCGUGCUGUGGUACCACGAAGGUCCGACGUCGCUGCCCCGAGCGCUGGCGGUGUACCAGUCGUACGUCCAGCAGGGGUGGUGCAAACCGGCCGUGAACGCCGCCAUGAAGCCCGACGUCCUCAUGGAACUGAUGCAGCUCUACUGCGACGUCAAGACGUCUCUCACGUCGGUGCUGUCGGCCCUUCCCGACGACAUUGCGUGGCACUUGAACGCAGUGUUGUGUGCAGUGCCAGGCCAAUCGCUUCGCUUGACCACCAAGGCCAACGCAGUGCUGACCCGCCACUACCUCAGCCAUCUUGUCGCCGAUCGAAACCUCCUUGCCCAAGCGCUGUACGUUGCCAUGACAAUGCCCGACGACGUCGAGCGCGAAGCCACCGCCAAAGCCAUCUUGCAACGCCACAUCACGGCCAGCACACCUCGGACUCCCCUCGAAGCGCUUGUUCCGUCCCCGUGGAUCGAAGACGCUCUGGCGCUGUAUGCCCUCGCGGAACAACAGUACGACGCCGCUGUCGAGCACUACCUUCGCGCAGGCGCGUGGACGGCAGCCCAUGACGUGCUCAUUCACCACGUGGUAUUCCCAGCGAUGAUUCACCAAGAUACCACGUGGGUCCACCUCGUGCUUGAGGCCCAUCUGGCGCCCCGCGCUCAAGACAUUGCGCAGUGGGCAGCGUACGGCAAUGUGGUCUUGACGUACUUGAAUCUGCGCCGCACCCGCGACAACGCGACCAUGGAAAGCGUCGUGGCGCUGUGCGAUCGUUUGCACCAGUGGCAAACCAAGCCGCUGCACGUCUUGAGCGACAACGCAAUCGAGGCGUCGGCCGUAGCCCGUGCGUGCUUGAGCAGCAUGCUUACGUACACAACGGAAGUCGCUGUAUUGCUUCAACCGUCCGGUCCGGGCUCGUCGAGUGCCCGCCACUGGUUUGACCGGCUGCAAACGUUUGUCCAGCCCGAUGCAUUUGGCGAAUCUUUCCGCGCCGCGCUCUUGGUUCGAGCAUGUGCUGCGUUUGAAUGACCCCGCGCGAGUCAACUCGACCUGUCAAGACCUGCUAGGUGGCCGCCGUUAAUAUAAUGCAAUCCUUUCCCGGUGACGCUAGCACGUCCCAAGCACACA
This is a messenger RNA of Aphanomyces invadans, 5323 nucleotides long. RefSeq lists its product as hypothetical. Gene Ontology annotation, biological process: RNA export from nucleus; protein import into nucleus; post-transcriptional tethering of RNA polymerase II gene DNA at nuclear periphery. Gene Ontology annotation, molecular function: structural constituent of nuclear pore. Lineage: Eukaryota; Oomycota; Saprolegniomycetes; Saprolegniales; Verrucalvaceae. Gene Ontology annotation, cellular component: nuclear pore cytoplasmic filaments; nuclear pore. The annotation marks the transcript as partial. The transcript has a single exon. The record is from RefSeq and is a predicted model, not a curated record.